AUGGAACUCUUGCCCAGUUCUCGAAGAAAGCCUCUCAGGGAUUGGGAGAGGAAUUUAUGUAAGAAGGCGGACGAGCUUUCAAUACUUUGUGGUACCGAUGUAUGCAUGAUCAUCUUCAAACCUCAGAAGACCAAACCAGAGACUUGGCCCCGAGAUUGUACACAAGUCCACCACAUUAUCAAAAAGUACAAGGCAAUGGCGAUGAAGAACAAUGAUAUCAAAGGUACAAGAAGUCCUUCAUCCCUGGGGGCAGUCAGAGACGCCACAGAUGCUACUACUGCUCAUUCUACUUGUAGUCAUGUAACAAAUAACAAGAUGAAAUUGGACUUAAAUAUUUCUGAUUCUUAUGAUUCAGAAUUGAUUGGAGAUGAUGAGGCAGAGCUUGCUACACUGGAAGCUAUGCUGCAAGCUAUAGCCAAGAGAAUUGCUUUACGGGAGGCAACACAUAUUUAA
Molecule: messenger RNA, 453 nt
Organism: Rosa chinensis
Lineage: Eukaryota; Viridiplantae; Streptophyta; Magnoliopsida; Rosales; Rosaceae
Product: MADS-box transcription factor 22-like
Exons: 1
Coding region: 1-453 (150 amino acids)
Molecular function (GO): DNA binding; protein dimerization activity
Source: RefSeq, a predicted model, not a curated record